AUUUAUCCUAAAAUGGAGAAAACAACAAUCCUAUUCAUGGCAAUUCUCUAUCAGGUACUAAGAUGUGCAGAUUCCUGUUUUGAUCUACAAACAACAAUUACCCGUGUUCCGGAUUGUCCACGUACCGAGGCGGAGUGGAACGUAGCAGCAAUACGUAAGAAGUGUGACUCCGUCUGUGACACGUCAAGGUAUCACUGUCUAAUCACCAAGGAAAUGAAUGCUACCAUUGAAGUUUGUGCUGUACCGAUGUUCAUGCAAGGUUUCUGUGCGUAUUUCAACGUGGAGCAGAACAGAAUACGAAACCUGUAUGCUGCAGAUUGUUCUAAAUUUACUACUCCUUGUCCUACACGAUAUGAAUCGACUGAAGCAUUUAAGUAUCCCGCAUGUUAUGAUCUUAUUAUGGUAUACGCAACUGUGGCUCCUAAGCCUACAAGUUUGUCGACCGAUUCCAUCUCUCUCAAUAUUUCAGGGGUCCGUGUUAAAUUGAAUGGAAUGAUGUCCUCUGAUAGCAUCCCUGUUUUACCAAUCAUCCUGCCUGUACUUCUCAUCAUCGUUAUUGGAAUAGUCAUAGUCGUUGUAGUAUGGAUGAAAAGGAGAGGAUCCUUACAGUUUGAAAAGCCCAGUGGAAAAGGGUCGGAUCUUGAGCAAAGACCUAUUUCAUUGGAAAGUCAUGAAAAUAUCAUAGGAGAAAGAGAAAAAUUGUUAGAAAAUGAAGAAGAUAUGGAAAACGAAAGAGAGAGAAAACAUAAUGCUGAAAUUGAAAAAUUAAAGAGGCAAUAUGAUGCACGAUUAGAGGAAAUGAACAAAGAAAUUAAAAGGUUGCAACAACAGAAAGAUAUACAGGAGGGAGACAAGAUGGCCUUAAUGAUGCAAGUGAUAGAGAAAAAUCAAGAAUGCAAACAACUAAAUAACAAAUUACAAGAGGCAAAGGGAAAUAUUCGAGUACUUUGUCGAAUAAAAGAUUGCGAUGGUCCAAAGUGUUUAUCUUCUGACUGCAAGUUUGUUAAACUGAAUGGGACUGAGAAGAAAUACACUUUUGAAAGAGUGUUUGGAGAAAAAAGCACACAGGUGGAGGUUUACAGAGAAAUACAAGAGUUAGUCAGGAGUUUUCUUGAUGGAUACAAUUUGAGUAUAUUCGCAUAUGGACAAACAGGGUCUGGUAAAACAUACACAAUGGAGGGACCAAACUGGAAUAAAACAGCAAAUAAUGAAAAUCAAGGCAUAAUCCCCAGAGCAAUGCAGCAAGUAUUUAAGGCAAUUGAGGACUUGAAAGUUUGUGGAUGGAAGUAUCAUUUAAAAGCAUCGUACAUGGAACUCUACAAUGAAAAAAUUCGUGACUUAUCAAAAGGUUCAACUGAUAAUGAAGAUCAUGUUAUCAGGUAUCCAAAAGAUAAUGACAAAGCGAUGGUUACAAAUCUCACUGAAGAAGACGUUUGUAAUGAGCAAGAGGUAUUGAAUUUUUACGAAAAAUGUUCAAAGAAUAGAACUUCUGCAAAAACGGAGAAAAAUGAGAGGUCUUCAAGAAGCCAUGCAAUAUUUAGAUUGGAAAUGACAGGAAAAGUUGAGAAUGUAGAAGGCAUUAAAGAUACAUGUUCAGGUACACUCACACUAGUGGAUUUAGCUGGCAGUGAGAAGCUGGCAACCUCUAUGUCAAGUACUGCGGGUCAAGAAACAAAAAACAUCAAUCUAAGUCUUUUGGAACUUACUAAAGUUUUGCGUAGUCUUCGAUCAAAGGACCCUACUACAUACAGAAAUUCAAAACUUACACAUUUGCUGAAAAAUUCUUUGGGAGGCAACAGUAAAACUCUGAUGAUUGUAAAUGUUUCCCCUGCUACUGAAUGUCAAAAUGAAACAGUGAGGUCACUGGAAUUUGGGAGAGACGUCAGUAAAGUUAUACUCGAGAAUAUUCCAAGGAAGAAUAAGUAAUUUUAGAAGACUUGCUUUUGAGUAAAGUAAAUAACUUGUAUGAUUUCCAAUUUGUUCUGCAUCUUAGUUUAUGUUAACGAUCUAAAUGAACGUAAGAUACCCGUAUUUUAGAAAAACAAGACUAUGCACGAAACAAGUAUAUGAUAUGACAUGUUGUGUAUUAAGAAUUAAACUAUUCUUGUUAAACUGCAUAAAUGAAUGCAUGAUAUGAAGUAUGCGAAAUAAUAAUUUAUUUAUUAUAUCCAGAGUAAAUAAUAUGAAUACUUAUUAUAAAUCUUAAAAAUAUGUAUUUUAUUGCAUAUUUGUAUUGUCCUGCAAGAGUACGAUUUGUCUUCAUUUUUGUACAAUGAAAUACGCAUGCCUGAGACUCUUGAUGUAUAUGUACUAUCUUUUUAUUACCUUAAGAUAAAUUAGCUUCCUUCAUCUUCAAGAAGAUCCUCGAAUGGGACGUUAAACAACAACAAUUAAUCAAUCUUCAAGAAAACUGUUUUCAUUGUUUGUAUCUUUGACUGGGGUAAUAUAUCAUGGCUUAAAAUCAACAAAACCUCUAGAUGCAUUUUUCCAUCCAUGGUACAUAUUAAAUA
Messenger RNA from Saccostrea echinata, 2510 nucleotides. Its product is annotated as protein claret segregational-like. Bases 13 to 1926 code for a protein of 637 amino acids. The record is from RefSeq and is a predicted model, not a curated record. NCBI's taxonomy places the organism in Eukaryota, Metazoa, Mollusca, Bivalvia, Ostreida, Ostreidae. The transcript is spliced from 17 exons. Gene Ontology annotation, molecular function: microtubule binding; ATP binding; microtubule motor activity. Gene Ontology annotation, biological process: microtubule-based movement.